Messenger RNA from Eutrema salsugineum, 2133 nucleotides. RefSeq names its product COP1-interactive protein 1. The transcript is spliced from 3 exons. The record is from RefSeq and is a predicted model, not a curated record. NCBI's taxonomy places the organism in Eukaryota, Viridiplantae, Streptophyta, Magnoliopsida, Brassicales, Brassicaceae. Gene Ontology annotation, molecular function: actin binding. The coding region runs from base 214 to 1902 and encodes 562 amino acids.
GUCCAAACCGAACCACUUUUCUCCUCUCUCUCUCUAUUCAUUCUUUCGUUGCUUUGAAUUAAGACACAAAUUUUCUUCAUUUCUUCUGAAUUCUCGCCGAAUCUACCUCUUUUUUUUUUUGGAUUCCCAGAUGUCUCGGAGAUGACAUUUCAGUUCCAAAUCUCAGACCUUUUCUUAAGUUCAUUUGAUUGAUUUGAGACACUGAAGAAGAAAAUGAGAAAGCAUAGUAUUAGAGACUCCUUGAAAUCUUUCUUUGAGCCUCAUCUUCAUCCUGACAAUGCUGAAUUGCUCAAAGGAACAAAAACUGACAUAGAUGAAAAAGUGAAGAAAAUCUUGGGAAUUGUUGAGAGUGGGGAAAUUGAGGAAGAUGAAUCUAAAAGAGUAGUGGUUGCGGAGUUAGUCAAGGAAUUCUACAAAGAGUAUGAGUCGCUGUAUCACCAAUACGAUGAUCUAACGGGAGAGAUCAGGAAAAAAGUUCACGGGAAAGGAGAGAACGAGAGCUCUUCUUCCUCGAGCUCAGACUCUGAUUCAGAUAAGAAGAGCAAGAGAAACGGGCGGGAUGAGAAUGAAACGGACUCGGUAAAGAAACAGAUCGAAGCUGCAAAUCUUGAGAUUGCUCAUCUGAAAGGGAAGUUAGCAACAACCGUUGAAGAAAAAGAAGCCGUAGAAUCAGAGCACCAAGAAACUUUGAAGAGGCUAAAGGAAACAGAAGAGAUCUUUGGUAAUCUGAGGCUUGAAAAUGAGAAGUUAGCGACUGAGAACAAAGAGCUAAAUCAGAAACUGGAAGCUUCUGGCGAGAAGGAAUCUAAUGUGAAUCAGAAGCUAGAAGAUGUGAAGAGAGAGAGAGAUGGAUUGGAAGCAGAGCUUGAGAAGAAGUCUCAAGAAUUUUCUGAGUAUGUGAAUGAGAUGGCGAGUAAGGCCAAAGAACACGAGAACACGCUGGAAGAAAAUAACAGUCUAAAGGCACAAAAGAACGAAACCGAAGCAGAAAUCGAGAGAGAGAGGCAAGAGAAGGCAUCGUUGUUGAAUCAGUUAAACGAUGUGCAGAAAGAAUUGUUAGAGCAAGAAGCUGCAUACAAUACGCUGAGCCAAGAACACAAACAGAUCAACGGUUUGUUUGAAGAACGAGAAGCAACGAUCAAGAAGCUGACUGAUGAUUACAAACAAGCCAGGGAGAUGUUGGAAGAGUACCUGUCGAAACUGGAGGAGACAGAGAGGAAAAUGCAAGAGACGGGUAAAGAUGUGACGUCGAAGGAAACUGAGAUUGUAGAUCUCGAAGAAACAGUGGAGAGCCUACGUAACCAGGUAGAGAUGAAAGGAGAAGAGAUGGAGAGUUUGAUGGAGAAAAUGAAUAACAUUGAGGUUAAACUGCGUUUGUCAAACCAGAAACUGAGAAUAACCGAACAAGUGUUGAGGGAGAAAGAAGAAGAGCUGAAGAGCAUAGAAGCUAAGCAUUUAGAGAAAAUGGCGGUGACCCACGAAACAUAUAGAGGUUUGAUCAAAGAGAUCUCAGAGAGAGUGAAUUCGACAAUUCUGAAUCGGUUCCAAACUCUGUCUGAAAAAGUCGAAGAGAAGCACGGAAGCUAUGAGGAAACCGUGGUUGAAGCGACGAAGAUGCUUUUGAAAGCGACUAAGUUUGUGAAAGAGAUGAAGAAGGAGAAGGAAGAGAUGGAGAAGGAUAAAGAAGAGAUGGAGAAGAAGCUUGAAGGUAAAGUAAGGGAAGAGGAGAGAGAGAAGGAGAAGUUGAAAGAGACAUUGUUGGGAUUAGGAGAAGAGAAGAGAGAAGCGAUAAGACAGUUAUGUGUAUGGAUCGAACACCAUAGAGACCAUUGUAAGUAUCUUGAAGAGGUUUUGUCCAAAAUGGUUGUGGCAAGAGGACAUGGACGGUCACAGCGAGCUUAAAGUUAUGCCUCUCAACUGUAAGUUAGAGCUUAGCUCUGUUUAUUUAUUUAUUUUUUUCUUUUCUGAUAAGUAUUUGUUUUGUGACUUUUAAGUCGAAUAUGUUUUUGUUGCGGUGUGAUGAUUGUUUUGUAGUUGUUUGUAAGAUCAUAAAGCUGAAUCUGGAUGGAUGGUGAGGUUUGUAUAGACCCAUUGAUAUUGAUGUUGAUUUAAGGUGGAUUUCUCUUUGUAAAA